Ziziphus jujuba (common jujube) is the source of this 803-nucleotide messenger RNA. Its product is annotated as 17.8 kDa class I heat shock protein. The transcript has a single exon. Lineage: Eukaryota; Viridiplantae; Streptophyta; Magnoliopsida; Rosales; Rhamnaceae. The record is from RefSeq and is a predicted model, not a curated record. Bases 101 to 586 code for a protein of 161 amino acids. Gene Ontology annotation, biological process: protein folding; response to hydrogen peroxide; response to salt stress.
AAUCGUCCCAAAUCAGCCAUUUUUCGAAGCAAAACAACCAACCUCAUAAGCUCCCUUUCUUUACCACUUUGCUAACAAAAAGCCCGAUUGCGUCGAAGAAAUGUCUCUAAUUCCGAGCUUCUUCGGUGGCCGAAGGACAAACGUCUUCGACCCAUUCUCUUCGGACAUCUGGGAUCCAUUCCAUGAUUUCCCAUUCACCACCACAUCUCUCUCGGCCCCGCGGUCCAACUUUGCCAAUGAGACGGCGGCGAUCGCCAACACCCGCAUCGACUGGAAAGAGACUCCCGAAGCCCAUGUGUUCAAAGCCGACCUCCCGGGGCUGAAGAAGGAGGAAGUGAAAGUGGAAGUGGAGGAGGGCAGAGUGCUCCAGAUCAGUGGGGAAAGGAGCAAAGAGAAGGAAGAGAAGAACGACAAGUGGCACCGCGUGGAGAGGAGUAGCGGCAAGUUCUUGAGGCGGUUCCGCCUGCCGGAGAAUGCGAAGGUCGAGCAGGUGAAGGCUACCAUGGAGAAUGGUGUUCUUACUGUCACUGUGCCCAAAGAGGAGGUGAAGAAACCUGAUGUCAAGACCAUUGACAUUUCUGGUUGAGCUUCUUUGAAUGUGAGAAAAAAAAAAAAAACUUUUUAAUGUAAGGAAAUAAAAUAAAGUCUAAUAUGGGGUUUGUGGUUUUUCUUUCUUUUUUUCCUUCUUUUAUUUCUGUGAAAUUAUGGGCUUCGUUUUCAUGGAGUUUGUGCGUUCUUUUGAAUGGAAUUUGUAAUAUGUAGUGGAGUGUUAUAUUAAUUAAAUCAUUUUGCUCGUUAGCAUA